AUGAAGACGCAGAAUUACCAUGGGAGUGAAAUGUUUUUACCGCUCUCCGAUUGUGUUGGGCUAUCUGUAGAUUUGGUGAAUUUUGUAAUUUGUCAACUUACUGCAUUAUGUAUAGCACCAUUAAUGUAUACAUUUUUGCCACCAAAAAAUCGACAAUAUGUAUUUCUUCGAGAAAUAUUUGGACUUACAAUUGGAUUGUCCAUGGCUUACAUCUGUUUUGGAUAUCAAAUGUUACAUCUUAUUAUUCUACCUACAAUCUGUUACGUUGCUUUACAAACAUUGAGUCCAAAUAUGAUACAUAAAGCCGUUUUACUUAUAUGUUGUUUGUACUUAUCAAUAUUACAUAUUUAUCGUCAAGUUUAUGAGUAUGGAUCUUAUACCUUGGAUAUUACAGGUCCAGUAAUGGUAAUGGUACAAAAAUUAUCAGCAUUAGCAUGUGGCUUACACGAUGGACUCAUGGCUGACAAGAAACAAUUAACAGAUAUUCAACAACGUUAUAAGAUUAGAAAGGCACCAACACUCAUUCAAUACAUAAGCUACUUAUUAACAUUUCAAACAAUUUUAGCUGGUCCCAAUGCUUUUUUUGAAGAUUAUAUUGCCUAUUUAGAUGGUACCAAUUUUCCAAAAAAAUUACCAAAAGAGGCUAAAUCACCUCCAUCUCCUUUAAAGCCUGUAUUGAAAAAAGUAUUAAUUACUUUCAUAUGCGCUCUUGUAAUUUACUUCAUUGUACCAAUGUACCCAGCCUCUACAUUGAUAGAUGAAAAAUUUUUAUACGAAUCUCCAUUUUACUCAAAAGUUUGGUUCAUUAUAGUCAUUACAUCUUUAACUCGUUUCAAGUAUUAUUUUGCUUGGACCCUAGCUGAUGCAGUUUGCAAUGCUUCUGGUUUUGGAUUUUCUGGUUACAAUGAGAAGGGCGAUCAAGAAUGGAAUCUACUCGAUAAUAUUGAUAUUUUAGGAGUUGAAUUUGGUGUUAACUUCAGAGCUACAAUUGAUGCCUGGAACAAAGGCACAAAUCUGUGGCUUCGUUAUGUUAUGUACGAAAGGGCAUCUCCUAAAUAUAACACAGUUAUGACAUACACCUUAUCUGCAUUUUGGCAUGGUUUCUACCCAGGUUAUUAUGUGACCUUCCUUACUGGAUCAUUAUUUACGAACAGUGCAAGAAUGGUUAGGAGAUGUUUAUGGCACAGGUUCCAGCAACCCAAACCUGCAAAACUUGCUUACGACUUUGUAACAUGUUUCUUGACUAGACUUUGUUUGUCAUACAUGACAUUUUCCUUCAUACUCUUGGAGCUUAUGCCUGCAUUACGCGUCUUUUGGCAUCUCAUGUUUUAUCUGCACAUAUUAGCUGCAUUGGGCAUAUAUGUACUACCGUUAAUUGUCACUCCGCUCAAAACAGUCAAGAAAAAAUCACAAUAA
Macrosiphum euphorbiae (potato aphid) is the source of this 1416-nucleotide messenger RNA. The record is from the annotation of a GenBank genome assembly. Lineage: Eukaryota; Metazoa; Arthropoda; Insecta; Hemiptera; Aphididae.